AUACAAGAGCCAGACCUUGUCUAGGGCCUGUACCUACCCAUAUUGUUUAAUACAAGAUAUUGUAAAAGCUUCAAGCCUCUUUACUGUUGAUAAGUGCCAUUUGCAUACAAUGUAGUUUUGUACCAUCAUGUGUACUGUAUUUGCGCAUCAGUCAAUAUGACUGCCACGUGCAGAGAUGAUAGCCUCAGAUAGGGUCAAAGUUCACUGAGGCUACUAUUUUAGAGGGACUUCUAUUGCACUGAAGAUGGGCUGUAGGGAGGCUACUAUUUGAGGGCGGCCUUUAUACAAGAGCGGUCUCUGAUCAAGCAAAUACUGUAGUUAGUGUAUCCCCUCACAGGACAACUACAAGGAUCUGUUUGAUGCUACUCUGGUCUACUUGGACUCCUUUGACAACUAUGCCAACUUCCAAGAUAUUUAAUGUACAUGAACUACUCAAGAAAUGAACAAUAUAUAAUUAUAGACUCUGUUGAGUAUAACAUAUUUGUAUGGAAUAAUGUAUAGAGAUUAUUGACUUCCUUUUUGACACCUUUUUGUACAAUAAUAAUUAUCAUAGAACUCUUUAUUUAGUGUAAUCACGAGCACAGCUGUUUGUAAUCACCCUGAAUUCAAUGAUAAUAACCAAAUUAAUAACCAAUAUUAAUAGGGCAUGCAGACAUAAUUAUGACAGAUUACAUAACAUAUUUUACAUGGCCUUGAUUAUGGGAAAGUGUCUCUAUAUUAUAAGUAUAACAAUUUCUGUGAGCAUGCUGACUGGUCUCAUGUAGGGAUCCAAUACCUGCAGGCAAAACACAAGCAGUUUCAACACAUGUAUAUAACAUGUAAUAAUUAUAGUUGCAUUCAAUUUCCUUACAACAGUACAAUAACUACACUCACUUAAUUAUGAUAAGAAGUAGAUCUACACCCACUUGAAUGGGCCUAAGGCUAGCAGUACUGUACAUACAUGCACAGGGAGGUCGUAUAUAUAGCGCCACUGCAAUGGGCCUAAGGCUAUAAUUAUAGCGUGCGGUCUAUAAUUUACAAUUAAAGGGCCACAAGAUAUUGUAUUAUAGUAUAGCUGCAGCCUGCAACAACACAGCUAGCUAGCUAGGGAUACCUACUAACUGUCUACCAUUGAAGAGAGACUACCCAUGACCUCCAUGCUGUGUGGACUAGUGUGUGUGGUCCUGCUCUCUGGGCUCACUGCACUGGCAGGAGGACAGCAAGCUGACUGCCCUGACUUACCCUCACUGACCAAUGGGAUGAUUAUGUACAGUGCUGGAUCCCCUGACAACAGACCUCUCGGCUCUAGUGCUGUGUACUCCUGUAACACUAACUACACUCUUACUGGAGAUACUCUCACUGCCGCAGGAGGUACCAUGAUCACUAGGCCUAGGGUAUGUGUGAGUGGAGGGAGAUGGAGUGGGUCAGCUCCAACUUGUCAAAUGAACACAGUACCCACCACCUGUCCUGACCUGAUUGUACCAGCCAAUGGAAUGAUCAGCUACAAUAUGGGGACUGCUAGUCUGAGACCAGUGGACACUGUGGCCACCUUCACCUGUGACACUGGCUACACUCUCACUGGAGGUACCACCAGGGUCUGUGCUAGUGGUGGAGUGUGGAGUGGGUCACCUCCAACUUGUCAGCUUGCUUGUUUUGAUUUACCACCACUAAUGAAUGGAGUCAUUACCUACACUGAUGGACUUGCUGACAGCAGACCUAUUAAUACCAUUGCUACCUUCACUUGUGGCAAUGGCUACACUCUCACUGGAGGUAUCAGAGCUUGUCAGAAUGAUAGGACCUGGAGUGGAACAGCUCCAACCUGUCAAUUGAACACAGGACCCACUGAACCACCUACCACCUGUCCUGACCUCACUGUACCAGCCAAUGGAAUGAUCAGCUACAAUAUGGAGACUGCUAGUCCAAGACCAGUGGACACUGUGGCCGCCACCUACACCUGUAACACUGGCUACACUCUCACUGGAGACAGCAUCAGUACUUGUGGGAGUGGUGGAGUGUGGAGUAGUACUGAUGCCCCAGUGUGUCAGACUAACUGCCUUGACUUGCUUCCAUUGAUCAAUGGGAUGAUUAUUUACAGUGAUGGUUCUACUAACAAUAGACCUUUCAGCUCUAGUGCUGUGCACUCCUGCAACACUGGCUACACUCUCACUGGAGGUACUUUCACUGUAGGUACCACCAGGUUCUGUGUGAGUGGUGGGAGAUGGGAUGGGUCAGCUCAAACUUGUCAAGGGCCCACUGAUCCCCCAACCACCAUCUGCCCUAACCUUACUCGACUACCCAAUGGGAUGAUCACGUACAGUGCUGGUGGAUCUACUAACAACAGACGAGUGGGCAGUACAGCUGCUCACUCUUGUGACAGUGGCUACCGUCUUGAUGGAGAGGUAAUGAGGACUUGUAGGAGCGGAGGUACCUGGAGUGGGUCAGCUCCUGUGUGUGAGCAGCGAACUUGUUCUGAUUUACCACCACUAAUGAAUGGAGUCAUUGCCUACACUGAUGGACUUACUGACAGCAGACCUAUUAAUACGUCCAUUGCUACCUUCACUUGUGACAAUGGCUACACUCUCACUGGAGGGAGUGUCAGAGCUUGUCAGAUUGAUGGGACCUGGAGUGGGUCAAAUUUCACUUGUCAAUUACCUCCUGUCUACGUCUCCAUGGGAACCACCAACUAUGCUGCUAAUAACUCACAGGUUGCCAUAGACACCAUCGGAGAUACCACUGAGACAGCAUUGACUUGCAGAACUGACUCAACUAUUUGCUGUACAGGACAAGAUAAUCUCAAUAGUGCCAAUGGAUUAGGAGAUUGGCUGUUUCCGAAUGGAACAGUUGUCACUAGGAGACUGGACAUUACUGAUUCAAACACUGAUCUACUGUACAGUGUUGGAGAUACAGGUACACUCAGACUCCAUCGUCGAGGGUCUGUGUCAGGCCUCACUGGCUCCUACUGCUGUGUGAUUCCUGAUAAUACUGGAAAAGAUGUGACAUUCUGUGUGCAGUUAGACCUUGGUGACACUGGAGCUGACAACACAGGAGGUGUGGUGGCAGGUGUAGUCAUUGUGUUACUCAUUCUAGCCGCUGUCAUUGUGGUGGGUAUCAUUGUCGGGGUCUACUUCUGGAGGAAACUUCGUGGCAACCAGACCAAGUACAGCCCCUCCCCACGCCAUGCCCCUCCCCCUCGCCCCACCCCCUAUCAAGCAUCCUUCAAGAAGAGCAACGGACAAGACAGUAAAGUCACCAUUGAGAAAGUUGACGAGCCUAGUAUAGUAGAGUUUCCUAGUGAUACUCAUGUGACGGAGGGGGAGGAGGUGUAUCUGAGGGUGAAGGUGGGAGGUCACCCUCCACCCAGUCUCACCUGGUACCACGAUGGUAGGGAGGUGACUGCAGACUAUGCCACAGAACUGGACCAGGACGGUGGAAUAUCCUUCCCUAGUGUGGAGACUAAGCAUGCUGGUGUGUAUAAACUGGUGGUUACUGGAGCCUCAGGGUCAACAACACAACAGGUCGUCACGGUAACAGUGAUGAGUGAGGGUGGUGAGGCUAGUGAGGGGGUGGACUACGCCCCCAUACCUGUGACAGAGUUUGGAGCGUACGUGGCUGACCUCCAUGCUGGCAGCAAUAAGAAGUUCAAAGAUCUUUACAAGAAUCUGGACAGUGGGGAGAGGGGUCAUCCAGUGAUUAUUUCAGUGACUCCUGAGAACAAACUCAACAACAGAUUUGGCAACAUUGCUGUGUAUGAUGACAACCUCAUUAUCCUAGACCCCAUCCCUGGACAAGAGGACUGUCAGAGUGACUACAUCAAUGCCUGCUAUGUAGACGGAUACAAGAAACCUAAAAAGUUCAUCGCAACACAAGGGCCACUGCCAGGAACUCUGGUGGACUUCUGGCGUCUCAUGUGGCAGGAGAGACCACCCAUAAUAGUCAUGCUCACCAACCUCAUGGAGAACAACAAGAUCAAGUGUCAACAGUACUGGCCAGAGUCUGGGAAGAAGCAGUUUGGACCAUUCACAGUGGCCAUUACAGAUCAGCAGAUACUGGCUGACUACACCAUCAGGACACUGGAGGCUUCAUUGGAUGGAGAUCGUCGUGUGCUGAGAGUCAAGCUAUUCCAUUUCACUGCCUGGCCUGAUCACGGUGUGCCUGACUAUGCCACGCCCAUUCUUGGGUUCCAUCGUCGAAUCAAGUCUCAGCACAAGCCAUCGAAAGGUCCUAUUUUGAUCCACUGCAGUGCUGGUGUGGGACGCACAGGCACUUACAUUGCCAUUGAUAAUGUCCUCGAUCAGAUCUCAGUCGAUGGUCUCAUCGAUAUUUCCGGCACCAUUGUCAAAUCUCGCAACCAGAGGAUGAAGCUUGUACAAACACAGGACCAGUAUGUGUUCAUCCACGAUGCUAUCCUGGAGUCAGUGACGUGUGGAGACACUCAGAUCAGUGCUGGAGAUCUGCGCAGACAGAUACAGAAGAUGUCAUUAGUGUCCCCGGGAAAAACCAUCUCAGAUUUCCAAUACCAGUUCCAAAUUAUGGAACAAGUUACUCCAAAUCCCAAAGAAGUUCAAAGUCCUAUUGCUGUUAAGAAUGCUGCCAGGAACAGGAACAUGGACUAUCUGCCACCUGAGACCAGUCGUGUGAUUCUGAAGGGAGAGCAACCUGACUACAUUCAUGCUGUGUUUGCUCAUGGCUACAAGCACCAGAAGGCAUACAUCAUUGCCCAGAAUCCACUGGACUCAACUGUGCGUAACUUCUGGAAAGUGAUCUAUGACAGGAAGUGUGCGGCUGUUGUGAUGUUGACUCCACUCAGUGAGAAUGGGCAGGAGGCAUGCUCCCAGUACUGGCCAGAGAGUGGCAAUGUCACCUCCUUCGGUGAGUUCACCAUCGAUAACUUGGGGGAGGAAACCAACACUGGGUUUGUUAUGAGGCAACUGAGCGUCCUCAAUGAAAAGACCCAAAAGGCCCAUCAAUUGACUCAGUUCCACAUCACUAACUGGAAGAGCAGUGGAAAGUGUGAGAACCUCAAGACUGUAACUGACGUCAACGAGGAGGUUAUAAAGGUUCAAAGGAGGACUGGAAACAAGCCUGUACUGGUCCAUUGCAAUGACACUGCGACCCGCUCUGGUAUGUACUGCUCUGUAGCUACUACCAUUGACCGUUGCAAGACAGAGGGAGUGGUGGAUGUGUUCCAGGUGGUCAAGGCUCUCAGGGUCCACAAGCCAGGGGCAGUACCCUCAGUCGACAACUACAAGGAUCUGUUUGAUGCUACUCUGGUCUACUUGGACUCCUUUGACAACUAUGCCAACUUCCAAGAUAUUUAAUGUACAUGAACUAACACAAGAAAUGAACAAAUGUAAUUAUGGACUCUGUUGAGUAUAAUAGAUAUGCAUGGACAGGCCUGAAUAAUAUAUAAAGAUAUUGACUUCCUUUUGACUAUACCUUUUUGUAGAGCUCUUUUUUUGUAUAAUCACCACAGCUAUUUGUAAUCACCCUGAAUUCAACUUGAUGUUUUUAAAAAUAACAGAUAAUAGCAUGUG
Halichondria panicea is the source of this 5513-nucleotide messenger RNA. RefSeq lists its product as uncharacterized. Lineage: Eukaryota; Metazoa; Porifera; Demospongiae; Suberitida; Halichondriidae. The transcript is spliced from 25 exons. Gene Ontology annotation, molecular function: protein tyrosine phosphatase activity. Gene Ontology annotation, biological process: protein dephosphorylation. Bases 1128 to 5297 code for a protein of 1389 amino acids. The record is from RefSeq and is a predicted model, not a curated record.